This is a messenger RNA of Sorghum bicolor (sorghum), 1479 nucleotides long. Its product is annotated as equilibrative nucleotide transporter 3-like. Gene Ontology annotation, cellular component: plasma membrane. The transcript has 10 exons. The record is from RefSeq and is a predicted model, not a curated record. Bases 55 to 1362 code for a protein of 435 amino acids. Gene Ontology annotation, biological process: nucleoside transmembrane transport. NCBI's taxonomy places the organism in Eukaryota, Viridiplantae, Streptophyta, Magnoliopsida, Poales, Poaceae. Gene Ontology annotation, molecular function: nucleoside transmembrane transporter activity.
CCUUGUUUCGGUCUCUUCGUCUGUUUGUUCCUUUGGUGUUUCCUUUUUGGCUCCAUGGCAGGCUCUUCGUCAUACAGUGUUCUCCCUGGCUAUCAGAGUGAACUGACCAUGGACAACGAUGAUGAACAAAUUGGAGUUGCUAAAACUCAGGGAAAGUAUUGGGCCAUUUUCAUCUGUUGGCUUCUCGGAAAUGGAUGUCUAUUUGGGUUCAAUGGGAUGCUGACAAUUGAAGAUUACUAUGUGUACCUCUUCCCAAAGUACCAUCCAACAAGAAUUAUUACUCUCACCUAUCAGCCCUUUGUUCUUGCCACAACCGCCAUAUUCACGUAUCAUGAGGCAAAGGUCAAUACUAGGGUGCGCAACUUGGCAGGAUACAUGCUAUUCUUCUUGAGCUCAUUUGGAGUGAUCAUUCUGGAUGUUUUGUCUUCAGGAAGUGGUGGAAUUGCCCCAUUUGCUGGUGUCUGUAUCAUUGCUGCUGCUUUCGGUGUGGCAGAUGGUCAUGUUCAAGGCGGAAUGACUGGUGAUCUCUCCCUGAUGUGCCCAGAAUUCGUCCAGUCCUUCUUUGCCGGAGUGGCUGCAUCAGGUGCAAUAACCGCGGCGUUAAGGUUCUUCACAAAAGCGGUUUUUGAGAAUUCCAGAGAUGGCCUGCGGAAAGGAGCUAUGCUGUUCUCUUCGAUCUCAUGCUUCUUUGAGCUUCUAUGCGUUCUACUUUAUGCUUUGGUAUUCCCAAAGUUGCCAAUUGUGAGAUUCUACCGUUCAAAAGCUGCCUCUGAGGGGUCUCAGACAGUCACCGCUGACCUUGCUGCUGGAGGCAUCAAAAGCCUGCCAAAUCCAUUGGUUGAGGAAGAUCGUGUGGUUGAACGGUUGAACAACAAGCAGUUGCUGCAUCAGAACAUGGACUAUGCUCUGGACAUGUUUCUGAUCUAUGUCCUGACACUGUCGAUUUUCCCAGGGUUUUUGGCGGAAGACACUGGAUCGCACAGCUUGGGUUCUUUGUACGUGCUUGUCUUGAUUGCGAGCUUUAACGUGUCGGACCUGAUCGGAAGAUACCUGCCUCUGAUCGAGCAAAUCAAGCUGACAUCCAGGACGGGGCUACUAAUCGCAGUCAUAUCUAGAUUCCUGCUCGUCCCCGCGUUUUACUUCACGGCAAAGUACGGUGACCAGGGCUGGAUGAUCAUGUUAACGUCACUCCUUGGACUCAGCAAUGGCCAUCUCACCGUCUCCGUCCUCACCGAGGCACCAAAAGGCUACAAGGGACCCGAACAAAAUGCUCUUGGGAACCUGCUGGUGCUUUUCCUCUUGGCAGGCAUAUUUGUUGGCGCUGUUUCUGAUUGGCUGUGGCUCAUAGGCAAAGGGUGGUGACCAAACUUAUGCAAGCGAGCAGAUCAUGCAAUUAAUAACUCAUUCCAAUAGUUGACAGAAAAAACUAAGUGUAUUUUUUAAUCAUAAUCAAUAUGAAUGAAUUAUACAGAAAAUACA